AUGGCCCACUCGAUUGAUUUAGGGCAAGCCAACUUCCGCUCCUAUAUUCUAGAUCUGAAUCUCAUGCUGCAUGCAUCAGUAGAGUUAUUCUACGAGAGAGUUCGGAGCUCAGUACAAACUCAGAAUCUAGAACAACUGAUCCAGUCUGCAGAGUUAUGGAUUAUUCAAGCCCCAGAGGUUAAGAUGCACCUCAUUACCACCGGAGACCAGACUCUCCCGAUGGUUGCAGUUUUCUCAUCACUCCUUGGAGAUAUGCUUUGCAAUUUGAGACUUUGGUCGGAUUUAGAUCUUGCUAUCGUGCCCAGAAGCUCUAAUCAUUCAGUCGAGCCGCACCCUUCAGACACCCUUCGACACUCUUUUGGAUUACGCAGGAAGACCGGAAGAUCCACAACCACAAAGAUGACUAGAAUACCAGCUACAAUGCGAGCCGUAAGCGAUGCUGCUCCUCCACCUACAGUUGUUACGGCUUGCUUAUCUUCGAUUACCAUUCUCCUGGAAUACUCCAGCCCGAGACAAGAUAUACCGAGAUCAUUUUCAGUGGAAUCUGAAUCACCGCCAACGACACGGUUUCAGAGGUUGGUAGCCAGUCCAAACAACUCAUAUACUUUGCUAGAUGAGGACUUUUGUCGGGAGUCAUCUGUAAUGCAGCUUGGAUUUGUGGAUGAGCAUGGGUACUACGACGCAUUGGCCUUUCCCGAAGAACUCGCGGCCAUCGACGACAACUUCACACAGCAGACAAAAUGCCACAGUCAGAUCUAUCAAUGUUUCUAUGAUCUUUUCUCAAAAAGCUUUCAUUCACUUUUUGCUGGCUGUUCUCGGCGGGCGAACGAGUCUGACCUAGAGGAUAAUCGUCUCCGACCUCUGUCUCGCUUGGUACCGUCAGUGUUCAGCCUAGGAUACCGAGAGGCUAUCAGUCAAAGAUCGCACUUGAUCCCUUCGAUUGCCAAGUCUCUGACUUUCAUGCUGAAAACAACAGAAAAUCCAAUUUUACAAAGAAAGAUUGAAAAUCUUCGAGGUCUCAAUUGUCCUCAAGUUGCAGCAACAUCUCAAUCUCUGCAAACAACUCAUGUGAGAACGGCGAUACGAACGGCUCUUUGGAAAAUCGCCCAGAAACAGCUAUACAAUCCUCAAGCUUUGCGGAAAUCAAAUCUGCUGGACACCCUUGAUCGUUCUUUUCACAGUCACAGAGCUGUGGAUGAUGACCUAUUCUUGGGGAUGGGCAUGGACGAGCUUCAUGAUACUCAUGAUAUUGAGGAUCAGGGGAUAUACGACUUUGACCACUACAUAGAUACCAGUGACGACAGCCUCGCAUUCGAAGAGGAUGACAACAUAAGCGACAACAUCAGUUCUCUCUUGUCUCUUGAUGGAAAUGGCUCGCUUGAUCUAGCCGACAUGUUAGAGCAUGACGAUACAGAAAUCGAUCAAACCUGGCCAAAUCAAAUAAUGCUCAAUUGCUUCCCUGUCAAAUCAUCCGACUCGUUAGACUAUCUGCCAGAGCAACUAUCGUGCCGGCUUUCUAUUAGCGACAGUGAAAUGCUUGUAUCCGAUUUCUUUGAAGACGAAGGUUCAGACCCACCGAUUCUUACUCACAGCGCCACAAGUAUCUCUGAGAACCUUGAGGCCAUUGUUGAGGAUUACGAUUUUAUGCUAUGUGACGACUAUUGA
Aspergillus clavatus NRRL 1 is the source of this 1665-nucleotide messenger RNA. RefSeq lists its product as uncharacterized. The transcript has 3 exons. NCBI's taxonomy places the organism in Eukaryota, Fungi, Ascomycota, Eurotiomycetes, Eurotiales, Aspergillaceae. The record is from RefSeq and is a predicted model, not a curated record. Bases 1 to 1665 code for a protein of 554 amino acids.